GUUUACAUUAAAAUACAAUCUGGCUGAUUCUACACAUUUAUUGCAAAGUCGUUCUAAGUUACUCAAUAAUUUACACGCACUGUUCAAAGGUGACUUAAUCAUUUUGGCUGAACUGGAGAUUGUAUCAGUAACUUUUAAUAAGCUUUAUCAUCGUUUAUUCAACUGGUUCAACAGCGUUUAAAACGAUACCAUAUACUCAAAAUGGUGAUGAAAUUCGGCUACUGGAAGCCUCGUGCGCUCGGUGAGCCAAUCAAAAUGCUGCUAGAGUACCUGGAGGAGCCAUAUGAGUGGAAAUAUUACGAGCCCGACAACAUCGCCGAGUGGUUUGAACAGGAUAAGUAUAAUCUGGGGAUACAUUUUCCCAACUUACCCUGGAUGAUAGACGGGGACGUGAAGAUUGCCCAGUCCAUGGCGAUUUUGAAGUACAUCGGAAGGAAACAUGGCAUGUUUGGGGGCGCGACUAACGAAGAAAUUACACAACAGGAGACGUUGCUGGAGACUGCCAACGACCUGAAAGUGAAAAUGAUGGCACUUGUUUACAGUGAGGGAGACUUCGAAACCAAGAAAAAGGUGUUUGUGGAAAACAUGAAGAAAAAUCUCUACUUCUACGAGAAAUAUUUCUCAACACACAAAUGGCUCCUUGGUGACAAACUAUUUGUCGGAGAUUUCCUUUAUGGUCAGGAAUGGAUGGGAUCGUGUGUUUGGAGCCGUCUAUUCUGGCUGACUUUCCGAACGUCGCUCGCUACCAGAAGGAGUUCGAGAGCAUCCCGAAGAUUGAAAAAUACUUGAAGAGUGAGAAGUUUAAGAAGUUUCCCAUCAAUGGGCCGAUGGGCCAAUGGGGCGGAGAGUAUGAGUAGAACACACAAGCAACAGUCCACAUGAAAUGCACAAAAGGGCCAAUUUUUGCAUUUUAAACUUCAAGGUCUCAAAAUCAUUAUAAAUAUCUUUUCACUUCUGCUAUAUAUUCACAACAUUAAAAUUCUGUUAAAUUGUUGCGUUUAAUUGAGCGAACCUUCAGAUUUCGAAGGCGUAAAAUUUA
Molecule: messenger RNA, 1039 nt
Organism: Symsagittifera roscoffensis
Lineage: Eukaryota; Metazoa; Xenacoelomorpha; Acoela; Convolutidae
Product: glutathione S-transferase Mu 6-like
Exons: 3
Coding region: 202-789 (195 amino acids)
Biological process (GO): glutathione metabolic process
Molecular function (GO): glutathione transferase activity
Source: RefSeq, a predicted model, not a curated record